GGGUGACGGGAUGUGACGCCCCCCUGCCGUUUAGAGUACAGUGGUUCCCAAGCUGUGGGCCAUGAGAUAAACAAUGGAUCGCAGGAACAUGUGUAUUUAUUUACUUGACUGUAAUCACACUUAUCAUUCUCUCGCCGCCAGACAGCUGUCCCUCACCCUCACCCUCACCUGUGAAGCCACUCAGGUGUUUUCCACGUAGGGAUGUGUGUUUCUGCCUCCAGUAGACUUUCUCACUAUUUUCUUUGAAACUUUAUUGGACCUGCACCCCCGGUUAUCCUUCUGGUACUACCAUGGCAUCAGCAGUUUUCCUUUGCCCAGGAUGUGGAUUGGAAGUUUGCCCUAGACAGGAAGCACUUAUCUGUGAUGGAUGUAACUAGUGGCGCCACCGCUUAUGUGGUAUAGGAAUAUUACAAAAUGAGUACUGGAAUGUAAACAGACGACUGAAAGCUGGUGAAGUUUUCAUGUGGUGUUGCCCAGACUGUCGUGAUUGGAUGGAACUUCCAGAUGUAAACUGAAGCCCAGCCUGGAGGGGAGGUGAAGAGAGUAAAGCAAGGAAGCAAGGGGUGCAGGGAACAGUGCUGCACAGUAAGUGACGAGGGACAGAGUGCUCAUCAUAACACUGCAGGACAUAACAGGUUGGCUCUUGCUGUGUAGGGACUCAGCAUGGAGGUGGAGGAGCAGGGCAUGGAAGAAAUGAUGACACAGGUGUGCGUGAAGAAUAAGGAAUAUCUCACUGGUAAAAAUGAGAAACGGGAAAUGGAGGCAGAGGAGCAGGAUGACGAAGAAAUGAUGACACAGAUACGUGUGAAAAAUGACGAAUGUUUAGGUGCUGGAGAGAGACAAGACAUGGAGAGCAGAGAGCAGGACAAGGAAGAAAUGAUGACACGGAUAUGUGUGAAAAAUGACAAAUGUUUAGGUGCUGAAGAGAGACAAGACAUGGAGAGCAGAGAGCAGGAUGAGGAAGAAAUGAUGACACGGAUAUGUGUGAAAAAUGACAAAUGUUUAGGUGCUGAAGAGAGACAAGACAUGGAGAGCAGAGAGCAGGAUGAGGAAGAAAUGAUGACACAGAUAUGUGUGAAAAAUGACAAAUGUUUAGAUGCUGGAAAGAGACAAGACAUGGAGAGCGGAGAGCAGGACAAGGAAGAAAUGUUGACACAGAUACGUGUGAAAAAUGACAAAUGUUUAGAUGCUGGAAAGAGACAAGACAUGGAGAGCAGAGAGCAGGAUGAGGAAGAAAUGAUGACACAGAUUUGUGUGAAAAAUGACGAAUGUUUGGGUGCUGGAAAGAGACAAGACAUGGAGAGCGAAGAGCAGGAUGGGGAAGAAAUGAUGAUACAGAUGUGUGUGAAAAAUGAUGAAUGUUUAGGUGCUGAAGAGAGACAAGACAUGGAGAGCAGAGAGCAGGAUGAGGAAGAAAUGACGACACAGAUAAGUGUGAAAAAUGAUGAAUGUUUAGGUGCUGGAAAGAGACAAGACAUGGAGAGCAGAGAGCAGGAUGGGGAAGAAAUGAUGAUACAGAUGUGUGUGAAAAAUGAUGAAUGUUUAGGUGCUGGAAAGAGACAAGACAUGGAGAGCAGAGAGCAGGAUGGGGAAGAAAUGACGACACAGAUAAGUGUGAAAAAUGAUGAAUGUUUAGGUGCUGGAAAGAGACAAGACAUGGAGAGCGGAGAGCAGGACAAGGAAGAAAUGUUGACACAGAUACGUGUGAAAAAUGACAAAUGUUUAGAUGCUGGAAAGAGACAAGACAUGGAGAGCAGAGAGCAGGAUGAGGAAGAAAUGAUGACACAGAUUUGUGUGAAAAAUGACGAAUGUUUGGGUGCUGGAAAGAGACAAGACAUAGAGAGCGGAGAGCAGGACAAGGAAAAAAUGAUGACACAGAUAUGUGUGAAAAAUGACAAAUGUUUCGGUGCUGGAAAGAGACAAGACAUGGAGAGCGGAGAGCAGGAUGGGGAAGAAAUGACGACACAGAUAAGUGUGAAAAAUGAUGAAUGUUUAGGUGCUGGAAAGAAACAAGACAUGGAGAGCGGAGAGCAGGACAAGGAAGAAAUGACGACACGAAUAUGUCUAAUAAAUGACGAAUGUUUAGGUGCUGGAGAGGGACAAGACAUGGAGAGCAGAGAGCAGGACAAGGAAGAAGGAAUGUUACAGAUGUGUGUGGGGAAUGUGGAAUGUCUUGGCAGUGAGGGUGAGAAACAAGACACGCUGCAAAACUCCGAAGAUGAUGUACAGAACUCAGAUCAUAUCCCAGUGGCCUCUGAGUUUCCUAAGGGUGUAAGGAGCAAGGAAAACACUAUUGAGGAAUCUACUAAUGGGGUCCUAAAGAACGAUGAAAACAUUACUGAGGAGUCCAUUAAUGAGAGUGUAAGGAGCAAGGAAGACACUAUUGAGGGGUCGGGAUGUGAGGAGACAAGUGAAGCGCUCGAACCAAAAGUAGAGACAGGAAGGAAGAGGAAAAAGGAGAGCAAGUCGUUCCCAUGUGACAAAUGCAGCCGUGUGUCACACUCCUCCGCCAAUCUGAAGAAGCACAUGAUGACCCAUACUGGGGAGCGGCCUUACAUGUGCCACCUGUGCCGCAAGUCCUUCAGACAGCGGAACCACUUGGCGGACCAUUGGCGGGUGCACUCGGGGGAACGGCCCUUUGAAUGUGAACUCUGUGACAGUCGGUUCAUUCAGAAGUCUUCCUUAAACCUACACAAAAAACGUCAUUUUGGGGUAAAGUCGUUUUCCUGCACCGAGUGUAAUUAUGCCACAUAUGAGAAGGUGCACUUGACGGCACACAUGAGGACCCACACCGGGGAGAAGCCAUACCAGUGUGAGGAAUGUGGCCAGACCUUCUCCACGGCCACCAGACUCAAGUACCACCGCAUGAUCCACACGGGGGAGCGGCGGUACAAGUGUGACAAGUGUGGCAUGCCGUUCCGGGAGAAGGUGACGCUGCAGACGCACAUGGCCGUCCACCUCAAGCUGGGGCCAUUCGAGUGUGAGGAGUGCGGCCAGGAGUUCUCCCGCCUGGCCAGUCUGUCGCUUCACCGGAAGGUUCACAAUAACAAAGACAAUUACCUGUAUGUGCAUGACAAGGAAGCCAAUCAAUCUUUCAGAUCUGCCUUGGAGAAAGCAUCCCAUGACAAGAUGGCACAGGUUACACAGCCAUCAGAAGAGUCCAAGAAAACACCAGGGUCUGAGAGUGACCAGGAGACAGAGUUGGAUCACACAGACAUUCCCUCAUCCCCUGGCACACCUGAGCAGCCAGCAAGCAGUGGGGUGAAGGGUGAGGAGCGAGGAACACCUAACACCCCUCCCAGGCUUCCUCUUGGCCCAGCGUCCUGCCUUUCACCCGAGGCCAGCAGUCCAUCUCUGAACAAGAUUUCCUCUUCCCCGGAGACUGACUCACAGCACAGACUUAAAGAGAAUCUGGCAUCUAACCUGAAGUACAGUUUUGAGCCGAGUGGCAGCAACGUUGAUCCUGAGCAGGUGAGAGAGGCACUGGAGAAUGGAACCAUCCUGGAGACCCAAGGUGAUGAUGGCAAAGGUUUCUUCAUUGUGUUGCCACCAGCUUUGAAGAACAAAGACAUCAUGGUGUUGGCAGAUUCCCCGCAGUCAUCCACAGCAAUCUCAAGUAUUUCAGAUUCCAGCCUGACAUUGAAGGACAGAGACUCAGCCUUUGAGGGAAAUCUGUCCCCAAACAUCCUGUCGGAGAAUGUCUUGGAGAGCCAUGGCACACUGUACCCGGGGGUUGUGGAGGAGGUGCAUGAGUGUGACAUGGACUCUGUGGGGCUGGAGGAGGAGAUAUGCAGUGAAGUUGAGGGAGAUAUGAUACACCCAUGUGAAGCAGAGUCCAUUGAGUGUAUAUUCAACACAAACUGCCAUGAGGAGGUGCUGGAACCCUUGGGUAGAUAUUCUGAGGCCAUCGAGGAGCACCUUUCACCAGAUGGCACCUCGCUGAUGCUGUGGAAGGACAAUAGUGUCAACCAGCUGGGCAAUGUCACCUAUAUCAUAGAGGCUGGGAAGAAGGAACCCAUAGUCAUACACACUCAAGAUGACCUGAGUAGCCUUGUGCCCUCAGUCAAGGGGAAGAGACAGAGGUGCAAGGGAAGUGGUCAUGUCCUGGAAGGGAGUGAAGGGAGUAAUCUUGAACUAGGGGACUGUGUGAAGAUAAGGAUCAGCAGCAGGAAAGGCAAAAUCAAAAAGCAAAGGUCCCAGAGGGUGUACAACUGUGAGCAGUGUGGGAAGCCAUGUAAAAAUUCAUCUAAUUACAUCGCCCACUUGCGGACACAUUCAGGGGAGCGGCCAUACUUCUGUGCGCUGUGCAGGACAGGCUUCAAGCAGAUAUCCCACCUGCGUUCCCACAUUCGGGUGCACACAGGAGAGCGGCCCUAUGUGUGUGACCUGUGCGAUGCAGCCUUCACCCAGUCCUCCAGGCUCAACUCCCACAAGAGGAAUGUACACGCUAAUGGACAGACAGAAGUAAAGAAGAAAAAGGAGAAAUACACACCAGGAAAUAGGAUCAAGAACUUUUUCUGUCGGCACUGCAACAAGACGUACAUCGGCGAGUGCCUCAAGGUGGACCACAUGAAGACUCACCGUCACUUGUUACAGCAUGUGUGUGAGGUAUGUGGCAUGCAAUUCAAAAACAAGACUUCCUUGUUGAGUCAUUCCAUGAAGCACACUGACGGCAUGCAUGUGUGUGAGGUGUGCGGCACGGAGGUGGCCAGCCUGCAGGACCUCAGCAGGCACAGAGCCAUGUUGCACAGCAGGAGUAUGCCCGGCAGCGACCUGGUUGACAUGUACAUCAACGUGAAGAUAGGAGAGGAAAGUGACUUCAUCGUCCUGAACCCAGCAAUGAGGGACAAUCCCAGUGACAUGCUAGAAAUCCAAAUGAAGAGUGAAGGCGCUGAUGAGGCAGAGGGAAGCCUGUGCGAGGUGAAGCAGGUGAUCCACCUCACCGACAUCAAUGGCAGUGUCAAGAGUGAGGUGGAGGUGAAGGAAGAGGAAAUGGCUGUGCAUGACAUCACUGACACAUCUCCACAGAAAGACAAAGACCACAUUGAGCAGCAGGAGGAGGAGGAAAGUUCCAGCUUGUUGACAAACUCACAGAAGGAAACACCGGGCAGUGUUGAGGAUGAUGUGGAUGCUGCCAAGGAAAGAGAGAUGAAGGACAAGCAAUUCAUCACUUACGUGGAUAAGGUCGGCAAGAAGGUCUGGCUGUGCAAAGUGUGUGACCGAUCCUUCGGCCAGUCAUCCAACCUGUACUGCCACCUGCGCAUGCACACUGGGGACAAGCCCUACCACUGCAACGUGUGCCCUCGGGCCUUCCGCCAGAUCUCCCACCUCAAGGACCACAUGCGGCGCCACACGGGGGCCAAGCCUCACCGCUGCAGUAGGUGCAGAAAGUGCUUCUCCCAGCGGUCAGCUGUGAGGCGUCACAUCAGGGUGCUGCACGGGGGGGACGCCGUGGCCCUGAGGGAGCCGGAGAGCGGCCUCACCAAGGAGAUCAUUGACACAUUGAGUGACGAGUGUGGCCUGGUGUCUCAAGGUGUGAAAAUGGGUGAUGCUCAAGCCAGCACAGACAGACUCCUUGAGAAUGAUGAGCAGUUAUGUAAACUCCCACACAAAGAAAACAUACCUCAUGCUUGCAGGGUGUGUCAGAAGCAGUUCAGUCAAGUGUCAAGUUUUAAUGCACAUACACGGAAGUGCAGGAAACUCCAGACACCACAGAAAGUUGCAGCAGACGACAGGUCCUGUGAGUGGGGGAAGAGCUUCUCCGCUGCUCAGCUGCUGAGGCAUCAGGAGGGCUGCAGCUUGGUGCAAGAUGACAAUGACCUUGAAAAUAAAACUGAAAAAAUAUCAGGAAGUGGUGAAGAGUGUGAAAGUGACCUCAAGAAAUCACAUUGUGAGAAUACUGGAGAUACAGCAAAUAAAAAGAGUAGACACAAGCCAGCAAAAGCAGCAAGUAUUAACACUCUUGUGACACAGAAUCAGUUCAAAUGUAAGGAGUGUGGGGAAGUGUUGCACGGCAUGACAUCAUACAAGGCACACCUGCAGGCCCACGGGGAGGAGCUGCAACAGGUGUGUGUGGUGUGCGGGGAGGCCUUCAAGAGAGCCUCUGCCCUGAGGUACCACCAGAGCAUGAAGCACGGCAGGCAGGACAGGCGGUACAAGGAUUUCUGCUCCACUGGGUAUGCCACUGUGCAGGAAGACGACCUGGAAGAGGACAGCGUUAUGGUGAAGGUAGAGACAGAGUCUGAGGAGAGUUUGAGCAUAACUGAUGAAGGUGAAUGGGAAGAGGAGUGUGGUGGCAGAGAACCAUAUACCAGAGUGAAGCCAAGGAAGACAUAUUUGAAGCGUAAAUCAAGACAAGAUUUAAAAAGGACCAGAAGAGAUACUCUGAAAACCACAAGUAACACAACUCAGAAGGAUAUUGAGAAUGAUAAAGAAUUCAAUGAAAGUUCUGGUGAAAAUUUAGAAAGCAAGAGUUAUGUGUGCAGUGUGUGUGGCAUGGCAUUCACCCGCUCCUCCAAGCUGCGACACCACACAGCCAUGUGGUGCAGGGGGCGGCACAGCACACGGAACAACACUAAUAGACGCCAACCUCACCCUGAAAGGACCCCAGUAAAAGUGAGCAAAGUGGCCAGGAAACCAGAGAACCAGAGAAGUAAAAGCACUGGAAACUCACCAGUUGCUUGUAGUACACCAGACUCUUUGAGUGAACGUUUAGUAAGUAAGAGUGAUGGUGAUGUUCCUGCCACCUCUGCUGUAGUCAAGGAGGGAAGUGUAAAGCAAAGUAGUGCUGCGUUGUACUGUAAAACCUGUGAUACAUGUUUUCCAGACAAAGAUUCAUGUGACAAGCAUGUGUGUUCCCCAGCCAGUGAGAAACCCUUCAGGUGUGAACACUGCCUGCUGAGGUUCAGACGCAAGGCUCACCUCUUCAACCACUAUAGGAGACAUACCAGGGAGGCCUGUCUGGAGGACCUGUAGAACUUUAAGUACUACACACACACACAAACACACACACACACACACACACACAUACACACACACACACACACACACACACCUUGUAUUGACACAGUCGAACUGAUAGUACAAAAGCAUCAGUCUUGACUUAAUUGUGUAAUAGGAGCAAGAAAGUUUACUUUUUUAAUUGUAUGUAAUGUCAGCAUUGGACACCAUGUAUGUGACUGGAUUGUGUUUAUAUAUUUUUAUAGAUUGUUUUAGUUAAUUUCUGGAGUUGUCCAGUACAUGACGUAACUGAGUGAAGAAAUUGAGUUAUGACGUCAGUGUUCAAAGAAAUAUUUACCACAUUUAGUUUUCUUCAAGGAUAAGUAAAGUACAGCUUGUCUGUUCUGGAAUGCAACUUUUUCUGGAAUUACGUACAGCAGGUGUGAUCAAAAGUUCCUGGAUGGCUUCCACAGUGAGCAAGGAAGCAUGAGAGCACAGCAGGAGGGAGCAGUGACUUGUGUGAGUCAGCAUGCCAAGCUUUGUGUGUCUCACCAUUGGAGGUGCUAAUAACACCACACUGGCCUGUUGUGAUGACCCAGUGAGCCAAGUCAAGGCCAGGCUACUGAUAUUUUUAGCAUGUCAUUUAGAACAGUUCAUGCAAUCCUCACAUUUCCCUUGAAUAUGCACCAUUUUGCUGCCAUGUCCAGGUGCCUUACCCCACCAUGAUAACACAAUUGUUCAUAAUGUGUUGAAACAGUGCAGUUUUCAUCUACACCAGCACAGUUGGCUUGGCGCCCUGUGGCUUCCUCCUCUUCUCCAGGACGAGUGUUUGCCUUCUUGACUCUGUGCAGGAGACCCAAUGCUGCUUACAAACAGUUCCUGACACACACACACACACACACACACACACACACACACACACACACACCUCAGGGCCUCCAGGGAGUAUUCCAAGCAUGGGGGGAAGCACUGGAGGUGUGUUCAGCUGCACAAGGCCAUUCAUUCAAAACAGGAUGGCACCAAAAUUUAAAUCAGAAAGUUUAUUGCAUUUUAUAUAGUUUCAGAAGUUUUUGAUCAUGCCUCUGGUACUUAUAUAUGAAAAGAGAGUAAUCUUUCCUUCAUAAGUAUGUCAUUCAGAAGAUUUAGGCAUACAUUACUAAAAGAAUGUUGUGUUGCACAUUCAGAAGUAAGAUCCUUGCUAUUACAACAUUACAACUGACCCCACAGUACAAAGUAUCUAUGGGCAAUUUAUUUCCUGCAGACAAGACACCGUAUUGCACAGACCCGUGUGGUGAUUGUUCUGUAGUAUCCAGCAGAAUUCACAUGACCUGUCUUGUUACCAAUGUUCUUUCCAGCAUCUGUCACCUUGUCUCUCUCCAACAAGCAGCAAAGACAGCCAAAUGUUCAGAACUCUUCAGUAGUGCAGGCUGAACUGACCCAGAGGCCAUAUCCCUGCCCAUCUCUCAGUGCGCCAGUGGAGUUGUAUACUCAUAAUGUUCUUGCCACAAAUAUAUUCAAUUUUUAUAUUUAUAGGAAUAUUUUCAUAUGUAAGGUAUUUUUUCAAUCUUUUUAUCAGUUAACCUUGCCAUCAGCUUAUUUUAGAGUGUAUCAAUAGGAAGGCAAUAAUGAUAUCAAAGUGGUAAGCCUUCAGAAAAAUUUUUGGAAGCAGCUAAACAUUUUAUUCACAAAGACACUCAUGUCUUAUGCACACUGCAUCCUCAGUGGUGUGAGUCAACUGUCACAUGGAAUACUGUGCGUCUGUACAUCAUGUGCUUAUGAGUUUCCAAAAUUCUUGUGAAGAAUUAAUACCUAGACAUUAUUGUUGUCUUCCUAUUGAUAUUUUUGAAAAGCAGCACAGGACAAGGCUAAUUAGUCAGGCAAUUGAAAACACAUUAGAUAUAAACAUGAGGGGAGUGUCAGGAGCACCAUGAGUGCACCGCUGUCUGCUGCCGUGCUGAGGGGGAGGCAGGCUGCCCUGCAGGUCAGCUCAGCCUGCGGUGGCUACACUUGUAAUGGUCAUUACCAAGUUCCAGAAGGCAUCAAGCUACAGUAUUGUUACUUUUUUUUUUUUAUUAUUAUUAUUUUGUUUCUUUUUUGUGUUGUGUGACUGACUAUACUGUGAUCUUGUGUAAAGGAAGACAAGCAAUAAAAUGUAAAUAAUAAAUUUA
Messenger RNA from Scylla paramamosain (green mud crab), 9107 nucleotides. RefSeq lists its product as uncharacterized. Gene Ontology annotation, cellular component: nucleus. Gene Ontology annotation, biological process: regulation of transcription by RNA polymerase II. The record is from RefSeq and is a predicted model, not a curated record. Bases 664 to 6975 code for a protein of 2103 amino acids. NCBI's taxonomy places the organism in Eukaryota, Metazoa, Arthropoda, Malacostraca, Decapoda, Portunidae. The transcript has 3 exons. Gene Ontology annotation, molecular function: DNA-binding transcription factor activity, RNA polymerase II-specific.